Molecule: messenger RNA, 1706 nt
Organism: Poecilia latipinna (sailfin molly)
Lineage: Eukaryota; Metazoa; Chordata; Actinopteri; Cyprinodontiformes; Poeciliidae
Product: SUN domain-containing protein 1-like
Exons: 10
Coding region: 382-1701 (439 amino acids)
Source: RefSeq, a predicted model, not a curated record
UUAUAUAUGAUCUUCGGGUAUCCCUGGAGCUGAUACUGUAUCCUGGCACACGGGGGCGAUGAUAAGACUCGUAGUUAUAAAAACAGCAGCUUUUACGGUGCCGAAUCGAUGACUGACUGAGUUAAAUUCACUGUCAUCUCAUAUUUUCAGAUGGUUCGUCCUGAAAACGGACUUUAGCAGCACAUUUGACCAGUCCGAGUUCUAACCGCUAUUCAUUUGUUAUGAAAAUCUGUUUUCUCCGGUUAGGGUUUAGCUAGCAGCCGUUCUGGUCCGCUCAGUUUUCGUUUUUUUCCGAAAGUUGCGUGGCUCUGUUGAAGCUCCUGCUACUAUUCCUCAUCGCCGUCGGACUCCGAGCAGGAGCAGCGGACCCCUUCCUCCCUCAUGUCCAGGCGCAGCCUGCGGCUCGACGGUGGCCUACUGGACCGCCGCCCUCCGCCUAGCGGCAGCGCCUCCCUCGUCGUGGGAGGAGCCCUCUGGAGGAGCGGCGGGCCCCGUCGCUCCCAGCGGCACUCGGCCUCCUGCUCAGAGUCGCUCCUCGUCGGCUCUCCUCAGAAAGCCGUCAGCCAGUUCCUCCACAACAGCAGCGUCAACAGCGUGGCGUCUGAUGCCUCCCUGAUCUCCUCCCUGCUGGACGAGUCCUCCAUCCAGGAGAGCACGCUGGUCGAAACCUUCUGGGGUUUGGACCAGGAUGCAGAUCCGAGAGAAAGCACCAUCAUAGCCAGUGAGAGCAGCACUCUGAUUGGUUCAGACAGUGUUUGUGCCAAACACUCUGACCAGGCGCUCAGCAGGGUUUGCUGUAAAGACUGCGACGGUCCAAGUGUGCCAAAGACCAACAAGGAAACCAAGACGGAAACCUCCACCAUCUACUACAGAGGCCGCAAGAGCAGGGAAGAUGUGCUACAGCUGUGGCUGAACUCCUCCCUGCUGUUUGUCAGCAGAGCCGCAGCCUGCUGCGCAUCUGCGCUGCAGCUCACCUGGCGGGCCUUCCAGCCCUCCUCACGUUCACAGCCCAUCAGGGGUGGAGCUCGGUCCAGGGACAGCGGAGUCAUGGCUCUGAAGGAAGCCAGCCCGGAGGAGCUUCAUCCCGUCGGAUCGCUGUGCUGCAUGUUCAGAUGGAUCAACAGACAAUGGAGUCACAUGAGCUCGUCCUCCCGCCUAAGCAAACUCUUCAUCGUACUCCUGCUCCUCCUCCUCUUCAGUUUGUCGUGGUACCGUCCAGCUGGUAUCUACUCGCUCCUUUUGGGGAUCAACAUUGCGGAUAUUCCAGGUCUGUCCUCAGUCCGCAGCUUCUUGCCACUUCAGAGCCAGUCAGCAGAGGGCGCUGCAGAGGAGUUGGUCCAGAGUCACUCUCUGUCAGCUGAAAUGCUACCACAGGAGGCUCCGUCACCAGCUCCACCAGCAGGGAUGGAUUCUGAGCAGCUUGCUCAGAUGGAGCAGAGUCUGAGGGCGCUGUGGGAGGGGAUGGAGGCUGCAGGGCGACGGGCGGAGGAGAGUCACAAGGAGCUGCUUCAGCUCUACACCGACCUCCGUCAGCAGGCGUCCGGGCCCCAGCGCAGCGAGUACGACAUGGAGCUGUGGAUGAGGGGCCUGAUGGAGCAGCAGCUGUCUCUGCUACGAAGACGACUCAACGAAGAGAGACGGCUGAGGGAGCAGGUUGGAAACGCCACCUCCAAUAACCAGUUUAACAUUUCUGCUGAUUGAAAAGA